Molecule: messenger RNA, 3819 nt
Organism: Nicotiana attenuata
Lineage: Eukaryota; Viridiplantae; Streptophyta; Magnoliopsida; Solanales; Solanaceae
Product: SAC3 family protein B
Exons: 10
Coding region: 1-3648 (1215 amino acids)
Biological process (GO): mRNA export from nucleus
Cellular component (GO): cytoplasm; transcription export complex 2; nucleus
Source: RefSeq, a predicted model, not a curated record
AUGGCUAUUCCGCAGAAGGGGACAAGAGACCGCAGAAGCGCAUCUGCAGACACGGACACCAAGCACAGAAGCAGCGAAGUUUGGUUUGUUCAGGUUCUAAAUUCCUCACUGGAAGUCAAACUCGUUCCUGAAUUAUUUUUGGUUGCAGAAUCAGAAAGAGCAGAACGAGAAAGGAAAGGUGAUCUUGACCAAUAUGAACGCUUGGAUGGAGACAGAAAGCAAACGAGUAAAUUGCUUGCUGUCAAGAAGUACACCAGGACAGCUGAGAGGGAAGCUGUGCUCAUACGUCCAAUGCCAAUCCUACAGAAGACUAUGGAUUAUCUUUUGAAUUUGCUGGAUCAGCCUUAUGAUGACAACUUCCUUGGCUUGUAUAACUUCUUAUGGGACAGGAUGCGGGCAAUCCGUAUGGAUUUGAGGAUGCAACAUAUUUUCAACCAUGAAGCUAUUAAUAUGCUGGAGCAAAUGAUAAGGCUUCAUAUAAUCGCCAUGCAUGAAUUAUGUGAAUACACGAGAGGAGAGGGUUUUUCUGAGGGAUUUGAUGCACAUCUCAAUAUUGAACAGAUGAACAAAACAUCAGUUGAAUUAUUUCAAUUGUAUGAUGACCACCAGAAGAGAGGAAUAAAUGUGGCAAGUGAGAAAGAAUUUAGAGGUUAUUAUGCACUUUUAAAGCUUGAUAAACAUCCAGGAUAUAAAGUUGAACCUGCAGAGCUUUCGCUUGAUUUAGCAAAGAUGACACCAGAUAUGCGUCAAACCCCAGAAGUUCUCUUUGCUCGUGAUGUGGCAAGGGCCUGCAGGACAUGCAACUUUGUUGCUUUCUUUCGGCUUGCAAGGAGAGCUAGCUAUCUUCAAGCUUGCUUAAUGCAUGCUCAUUUCUCAAAGUUACGAACCCAGGCUCUAGCUUCGUUACACUCUGGCCUGCAGAAUAGCCAAGGAAUCCCUGUUGCCCAAGUUGCCAAAUGGCUUGGGAUGGAGGAAGAGGACAUAGAAGGCCUUCUUGAGUAUUAUGGAUUCUCAAUAAAGGAGUUUGAAGAACCAUAUAUGGUGAAGGAAGGUCCAUUUGUGGAAGUUGACAAUGACUAUCCUGUCAAGUGCUCAAAACUUGUCAAUGAGAAAAAAUCAAGGACGAUAUUCGAGGAUGUUUCGGCUCCACAUGUUGAAUCAGUGUGGGAAAAAGAGACAGAACCCUUGUUAGAUAAGGAUCAUCAUAAAAAACCUACAGCUAUUCAAUUUCUCGAGCCUUAUAGUUCUUCACUGGCCAUCGAGGAGGACAUGCCUGAUUAUGAAGCUGUUUCAUCUCCAAAAGAUGAGACAAAGACAAUUCCAAUUACUAGAACAGAAUCUCAUCAGAAGAAUGAAAGUUCGCAGGCUCCUCCUAAUUAUUCGGUGUCAAGUCUGCCGGCUCCUCCUAGUCCUUUGAUAUUCUUUCCUCAUAUUUCCCCUGAGACUCAGCAGCAAGCUAUAGUCGGGAGAGCAGGAACACCUGAAGCGCAGCUGCAAGCUAGAGUUGGGAGUUCAGGGAAACCCAAAAGUAGUGAAGCUGCACAAUUUGCUGCAAAAGGCAUGACCGUUCAAUUUGCACUUGCCAGAGAUGAGCAGGAGAAGUUGCCAAUUUUUCCAACUCAUUCUCUUGUUGGAGACACAGAAUUGCACCACGUGUCAGAUGAAGAGAAUGUAGAUGAAGAACUGGUAGUCACCAGCGAGCAAGCCGAAACUAAUGAAGCAGCAGCUAGUUAUUAUGACAAAGAAGUUGUCGAGGCAAAACUUAAACUGAUUGUCAGGAUAUGGAAGCGGCGUUCUUCAAAGAAAAGGGAGAUGCGGGAGCAUAAACAGUUAGCAUCUAAAGCUGCUCUGAGAUCGCUCUCUCUUGGAGUGCCAAUGUGGCCCAAUAGAAUUCAACAUAGCACAUCUGUCGAGUUCGACAUUGAUUGUGCUGUCUCAAAAUGGUACCAAACUCAGGAAAGAUCAUGGUCAAGGCUGAAUGUUUCAGAUGUAGUUUCCACCACACUCCAUGAACAAAAUCCAUCUGCCAAAUGCCUUUGCUGGAAAGUAAUUAUAUGUUGUCAGGAUAGUAUAAACAAUCGAAACCGAGAAAAUGGUCUGGAGAAGUUGAAUGCUAAGUCAUGGUUGCUUUCCAAGCUCAUGCCUGCCAGAGACCAUGAAGAUGAUUUGCUGCACACAUCUCCGGGCCUCUCUGUUUGGAGAAAUUGGCUUCUUGACCAAUCAGCCGAGGACCUAAUUUGUUGUUUAUCAGUUAUCAAGUAUGCUGAUUUUGAGAAUCUGAAUGAGACAGUAGCAGGUGCAAGCGCUGUUCUCUUCCUGUUGUCAGAAGGCAUCCCGUGGGAUCUUCAGAAGAAUCAGCUUCAUAAGCUGUUAAUGGAAGUACCUUCUGGUUCUCAUUUGCCCCUUUUGAUCUUAAGUGACAUGUGCAAGGAAAAUGCAGAUCCUUCCACUAUAGUUAAAGAACUGGAGCUACAUGAAGUCCGUGAAUCAAGACUUCAUUCCUUUAGUGUUGUUUUCCUAAAAAACCAGCAGAUGGAACAGCUGAAUGGGUUUUUCAGUGAUGAGCAAUUAAGAGGAGGACUAAAGUGGUUAGCAAGUGAAUCACCACCACAACCAGUUCUCCAGUGUGUAAAAGCCCGAGAUCUGGUUCUCUACUACUUGAACUCUUUGCUUGGGGUUCUUGGUGAAAUGGAUGCUAAUGAUGUGGAUCCAAACCUCUGUAUUUCAGCCUUUAAUGAGGCCUUGGAUCAGUCAAUGAGGGAAAUCGCUGCUGCAGCUCAUGCAAAUCCUACCUGUUGGCCCUGUCCUGAAAUAGGUUUGCUGGAGGAAUCUCGCCUUGAGUACAAAGCUGUGAGCCAACACUUGCCAAGGCUGGGGUGGAGCUUAGCUCCAAGAAUUGAACCAGUUGUCUGUGCAAUAUCUGACUGCAAACUUCCAUCUUUUCCAGACGAUAUAUCUUGGUUACAUAGAGGUUCCCACGUGGAUAUCGCCAUUGAACACCAGAUAUUACAACUUCAAAAUUGUCUAAUAAAGUACUUCACAGAGAUUAGCAGGUUGAUGGAACUGCCACUUGCAACAAAAGAGGCAGUUGUUAUGCUGCAGAAGUUUGUGCAGCUUCAACUCCAGAACUUCCGCUACUACAUUGUACCAAACUGGGUUAUGAUUUUCCGGCGGGCAUUCUUUUGGCAGUUGAUGAAGUUAGCCAGAGACACAUCCUUUUCAGUGUAUACCCUGAUACAGGAUGAUUUUUCUACUUUAACGGUUGGAGCGGUGGAACUUGAAGACUCUGGACAAUCACAUUACCAUUUGUCACAUCCAUCUCUUGAUGAAAUGGUUGAAGUUGGACGGAUGCCUCUUCCCAGAUGUGCAAUGCUUAGUGGACAGGGAAGAGCUUUUCAACCCCGUCCAGGUAUGGCUUCAAUUAGUGAAGAAAUUCCUACAACUACUGGCGCAGGCGAGGAAAUGGAGUAUGGAAAGGAUGUUCUACGUGAUGAUGAAUUUAUAAAAACCAGUUAUAAUACAAUGACAGAUAUGGAACCACUGCUGGCCACUAAGAAAAUAAAAGAAGCUGACGUACUAAGCGAAUUACUUGAGAGGUGUAACAUUAAGCAGAACAUGAAUGAUAAAAAUUUGUCAAUAUAUUUCUAAUCAAUUACCUUUUCCUUCACCCCCUGAAAAUCUGUUGUAUGUGUAUUAUACACGCUACCAUGAAAAUUCAACUAUGUAUAUGAAGGGUGUGGCUUUUUGUAAUAUUGGAAGGUGCAUGUAAUUUUGCUCACGGUUAAUUUUUAAAACGUGAAGGAGUCUUAAGAGCUGAAA